AUGGAGGAGGAAAAUCAGACAGGAGUGGUAUAUUUCCACUUCCGCCCCUUUUCAACCAGCUCCACAAUAGCUUCCCUGGUGUUUGUGGGCUUCUUGCUGCUGUAUCUUGGAAGCCUCAUUGGAAACCUCACCAUCGGGCUCACCGUCUGGCAGGAUCACUCCCUCCAUACCCCAAUGUACUUCUUCCUUUUUGUGUUGGCCACAUUAGAGCUUGGCUAUUCCACCAACAUUGCUCCGUUGACUCUGGCUAGCAUCCUCUCCAUGGGGAAGAUGCUUAUCUCUCUGCCCAGCUGUGGGGCUCAGAUGUUCUUCUUCAUCCUUCUAGGAGGAUCUGAUUGUGUCCUGCUUGCCAUCAUGGCCUAUGACAGGUAUGUGGCCAUCUGUCACCCACUGCAUUACAGCCUCAUUAUGAGUUGGCAGCUGUGCAGGCAGAUGACUUUAGGUUCCCUGGGGCUGGGAUUCCUGUUGUCAUUGCCUUUGACCAUUCUGAUCUGCCACCUUCCAUUCUGUGGCCACAAUGAAAUCUACCACUUCUUCUGUGACAUGCCUGCAGUCAUGCACCUGGCCUGUACAGACACCCACAUGCACCAGGCAGCUCUCUUUGCCAUCAGUGUGGCUGCAGUGGCCAUUCCCUUUCUCCUUAUCUGUCUCUCCUAUGGUUGCAUUGUGGCUACCAUCCUGAGGAUGAAGUCAGCCGAGGGGAAGCGCCGGGCCUUCUCCACCUGCUCCUCACACCUCCUCGUGGUUGCCCUGCAGUAUGGGUGCUGCACCCUCAUCUACCUUCGCCCCAGCUCCAGCUACACCCCAGAGGAAGGCCGGGCAGUAUCUGUUGUCUAUACCUUUUUCUCCCCAUUGCUGAAUCCCUUAAUCUAUAGCAUAAGGAACCAAGAGGUGACUGAUGCAAUAAAAAGACUUUUGGCAAGAAUGUUCUGGCUCAGGAAGCCGGAAACAUUGCUUCCUAGGAAAAUUAGUCACCAAACAAGGAGGGACGGAUGGAAAGGAAGCUUACCAUAA
Molecule: messenger RNA, 1014 nt
Organism: Peromyscus maniculatus bairdii (prairie deer mouse)
Lineage: Eukaryota; Metazoa; Chordata; Mammalia; Rodentia; Cricetidae
Product: olfactory receptor 10V1-like
Biological process (GO): G protein-coupled receptor signaling pathway
Cellular component (GO): membrane
Molecular function (GO): G protein-coupled receptor activity; olfactory receptor activity
Source: RefSeq, a predicted model, not a curated record